CCAGAGUUUGUUGUUGAGAAAUGCAAUACAAGAUGGCAGGCACCUUCUUUCGUUUAUUCGUGAUUCUUCUCGGGCUUUCUCAUCUUAUGUGCUUGAAAGCAGUGCCAGUUACAAGAAUUGAAAACAUUAUGCAAGGUCCCCAAGUUCAUCUUACACCGGAGAACAGCCACAAGGUGGUUAUCACUGAGAAAUACUGGCACUUGGAGGAACCAACCAUUACUGAGAGGAUGGAGUUGGAACUCCUCGAUUAUUCCCCAUCAGGGCCUAAUGGUCGUCACACACCAAAAGCACCAUAGCGUGUUAAAUGCUGUAGGUAGCUGUCUGUAUAGCAUAAUCUUAUAUAAGUGGCCAUAAUUGGUCAAUGCUAGAGGCAAUUAUGUUACUACGAUGAGAGAAUAUUGGAUUAACUAGAGUUUCAUCCCCACUCUUUUGUAUGAUUACAUGUGAACUCACUCAUGUUUGACAAGAAUAAAUAAUACAUGCACUCACUA
Molecule: messenger RNA, 491 nt
Organism: Vigna umbellata (rice bean)
Lineage: Eukaryota; Viridiplantae; Streptophyta; Magnoliopsida; Fabales; Fabaceae
Source: RefSeq, a predicted model, not a curated record